Phacochoerus africanus (Common warthog) is the source of this 5545-nucleotide messenger RNA. It is a transcript of the gene PTPRZ1, whose product is annotated as protein tyrosine phosphatase receptor type Z1. Gene Ontology annotation, molecular function: protein tyrosine phosphatase activity; protein binding. The transcript has 30 exons. The coding region runs from base 247 to 4638 and encodes 1463 amino acids. NCBI's taxonomy places the organism in Eukaryota, Metazoa, Chordata, Mammalia, Artiodactyla, Suidae. The record is from RefSeq and is a predicted model, not a curated record. Gene Ontology annotation, biological process: peptidyl-tyrosine dephosphorylation.
CCGCCGCCGGCGAGGGAGACCGAGUCCCGCACGCCCGACAUGCGCCUGGGCUAGCGGCUCCCGGGCCUGAGAGCAGCACACGUCCUCCUCUCGUUAUUCUCUCUCUUCUCUCUUCUCUCUCCGACCCCUCCCUCCCCAACACACCAGUCUGUGCACUGGAGGAGGAAACCUUUCCUUGGUGCCCCCUCCCUCCGCACUCCAGGCAGCCGAGAAGCCGCGCCGUGGGGGCCCCCGGACCGUCUGGAAAUGCGAAUCCUAAAGCGCUUCCUCGCUUGUAUUCAGCUGCUCUGUGUUUGCCGCCUGGACUGGACUAAUGGAUACUACAGACAACAGAGAAAACUUGUUGAAGAGAUUGGCUGGUCCUAUACAGGAGCACUGAAUCAAAAAAACUGGGGAAAGAAAUAUCCAACAUGCAAUAGCCCCAAACAGUCUCCUAUCAAUAUUGAUGAAGAUCUUACACAAGUAAAUGUGAAUCUCAAGAAACUUAAAUUUCAGGGUUGGGAUAAGACCUCUUUGGAAAACACAUUCAUUCAUAACACUGGAAAAACAGUGGAAAUUAAUCUCACUAAUGACUACCGUCUCAGUGGAGGAGUUUCAGAAAUUGUAUUCAAAGCAAGCAAGAUAACGUUUCACUGGGGAAAAUGCAAUAUGUCUUCUGAUGGAUCAGAGCACAGUUUAGAAGGACAAAAAUUUCCACUUGAGAUGCAGAUCUACUGCUUUGAUGCCGACCGAUUUUCAAGUUUUGAAGAAGCGGUUAAAGGAAAAGGGAAGUUAAGAGCUUUAUCCAUUUUAUUCGAGGUUGGAAUGGAAGAAAAUUUGGAUUACAAAGCAAUUAUUGAUGGAGUUGAGAGUGUUAGUCGUUUUGGGAAACAGGCUGCAUUGGAUCCGUUCACAUUGCUGAACCUUCUGCCAAACUCAACCGACAAGUAUUACACGUACAAUGGCUCGCUGACUUCCCCUCCCUGCACAGACACCGUGGACUGGAUUGUUUUUAAGGAUACAGUUAGCAUCUCUGAAAGCCAGUUGGCUGUUUUCUGUGAAGUUCUUACAAUGCAACAAUCUGGUUAUGUCAUGCUGAUGGACUACUUACAAAAUAAUUUUCGAGAACAGCAAUACAAGUUCUCCAGGCAGGUGUUUUCCUCAUAUACCGGAAAGGAAGAGAUUCAUGAAGCAGUUUGUAGUUCAGAACCAGAAAAUGUUCAAGCUGAUCCAGAGAAUUAUACCAGCCUCCUUGUCACAUGGGAGAGACCUCGAGUAGUUUAUGACACCAUGAUUGAGAAGUUUGCCGUUCUGUACCAGCAGCUAGAGGGAGAAGACCAGACCAAGCAUGAGUUUUUGACAGACGGCUACCAAGACUUGGGUGCCAUUCUUAAUAAUUUACUACCCAACAUGAGUUACGUUCUUCAGGUAGUAGCCAUAUGCACCAAUGGCUUAUAUGGAAAAUACAGUGACCAGCUGAUUGUCGACAUGCCUUCUGAUGACCCUGAACUUGACCUCUUUCCUGAAUUAAUUGGAACUGAAGAAAUAAUUAAGGAGGAAGAAGAGGGAAAGGGCAUUGAAGAAGACACUGUGGUCAAUCCCAGUAGAGACAGUGUCACAAACCAAAUAAGGAGAAAGGAGCCCCAGGUUCCUACCACAACAAACUACAACCGUGUAGGAACUAAAUACAAUGAGGCCAAGACUAACCGGUCCCCAGCGAGGGGAAGUGAAUUCUCUGCAGAGGGUGAGAGUCCCACCUCAUCUGUCGAUUCCACUUUCCAUCCAGUCACUGAAUCGGCUCCAGAAAAAGAAGUGCCUCUGACUUCACAGACCGUGACCCAGCUGCCACCUCUCACUCUGGGAGGCACUUCAGCCUCUUUGAGUCACGGCUCCAAAACUGUUCUCAGAUUUCCACAGAUGAACUUGUCUGGGACUGUGGAGUCUUUACCUACAGUUUCUAUAUCCGAAUCUCAAGAAGUGUCUACCGAUACCAUUGAGGAAGAGAGUUUAUUGACCAAUUUCAAGCUCGACACAGGAGCCGAUGAUUCUUCGGGCUCCAGUCCUGUGACGUCUGCUGUGCCAUUCAUUUCUGAGAACACAUCCCCUGGCUAUGCUCUUUCUUCAGAGAACCCAGAGGCUGUCACAUAUGAUGACUUUCUGCCAGAAACCACGAGAAAUGCUUUGGAAGACUCAGCCUCAUCAGGUUCAGAAGAAUCUCUAAAGGAUCCUUCCCUUGAUGGAAACGUGUGGUUUCCUCAUGCUACGGAUGUGACAGUACAGCCCGAUGUUGGAUCAGGUAGAGAGAGCUUUCUCCAGACCAACUACACUGAGAUAGAUAGUGACGAAUCUGAGAAAACAACGGAGUCCUCUUCUCCAGGCCCAGUGGUGUCACAGGGUCCCUCGGUCACAGAUUUGGAAAUGCCACAAUACUCUACCUUGGCGUACUUCCCAACCGAGGUAACCCCCCAUGCUUUUACUGCCUCCUCCGGACAACAUGAUUCGGUGCCCACCGCCCACGUGGUGCCCUCGCAGACAACUCAACCAGUAUACAAUGAGGCCAGUAAUAGUAGCCAUGAGUCUCGUAUUGGUCUAGCUGAGGGGUUGGAAUCGGAGAAGAAGGCAGUUAUACCCCUUGUGAUCGUGUCAGCCCUGACUUUUAUCUGUCUAGUGGUUCUUGUGGGUAUUCUCAUCUACUGGAGGAAAUGUUUCCAGACCGCACACUUUUAUUUAGAGGACAGUACGUCUCCUCGAGUAAUAUCCACACCUCCAACACCUAUCUUUCCAAUUUCAGAUGAUGUUGGAGCAAUUCCCAUAAAGCACUUUCCAAAGCAUGUUGCAGACUUACAUGCAAGUAGUGGGUUUACUGAAGAAUUUGAGACACUGAAAGAGUUUUACCAGGAGGUACAGAGCUGUACUGUUGAUUUAGGUAUCACAGCAGACAGCUCCAAUCACCCUGACAAUAAGCACAAGAACCGAUACAUAAAUAUUGUUGCCUAUGAUCAUAGUAGGGUUAAGCUUGCACAACUUGCUGAAAAAGAUGGCAAACUGACUGAUUACAUCAAUGCCAAUUAUGUUGAUGGCUACAACAGACCAAAAGCUUACAUUGCUGCCCAAGGCCCACUGAAAUCCACAGCCGAAGAUUUCUGGAGAAUGAUAUGGGAGCAUAAUGUGGAAAUUAUUGUCAUGAUAACAAACCUUGUGGAGAAAGGAAGGAGAAAAUGUGACCAGUAUUGGCCUGCUGAUGGGAGUGAAGAGUAUGGGAACUUUCUGGUCACUCAGAAGAGUGUUCAGAUGCUUGCUUAUUAUACUGUGAGGAGUUUUACUCUAAGAAACACCAAGAUCAAAAAGGGUUCCCAGAAAGGAAGACCCAGUGGGCGCGUGGUUACGCAGUACCACUACACUCAGUGGCCUGACAUGGGAGUGCCCGAGUACUCGCUGCCUGUGCUGACCUUUGUGAGAAAGGCAUCGCAUGCCAAGCGCCAUGCCGUAGGGCCUGUUGUUGUUCAUUGCAGUGCUGGGGUUGGAAGAACAGGCACAUAUAUUGUGCUGGACAGUAUGUUGCAGCAAAUUCAACACGAAGGAACUGUCAACAUAUUUGGCUUUUUAAAACACAUUCGGUCACAAAGAAAUUACUUGGUGCAAACUGAGGAACAGUAUGUUUUCAUUCACGAUGCACUGGUCGAGGCCAUCCUUAGCAAAGAAACCGAGGUCCCGGAGAGCCACAUCCACGCCUAUGUUAAUGGGCUCCUCAUUCCUGGACCAGCAGGCAAAACCAAGCUAGAGAAACAGUUCAAGCUCCUGAGUCAAUCAAAUAUACAGCAGAGUGACUAUUCAACAGCCCUAAAGCAGUGCAACAGGGAGAAGAACAGAACAUCUUCCAUCAUCCCUGUUGAAAGAUCCAGGGUGGGCCUUUCAUCCCUGAGUGGGGAAAGCACAGACUACAUCAAUGCCUCCUACAUCAUGGGUUAUUAUCAGAGCAAUGAAUUCAUCAUCACCCAGCAUCCUCUUCUCCAUACCAUCAAGGAUUUCUGGAGGAUGAUAUGGGACCAUAAUGCCCAGCUGGUUGUUAUGCUUCCAGAUGGUCAAAACAUGGCAGAAGAUGAAUUUGUUUACUGGCCAAAUAAAGAUGAGCCUAUAAAUUGUGAGAGUUUUAAGGUCACUCUUAUGUCUGAAGAACACAAAUGUCUGUCUAAUGAAGAAAAACUUAUAGUGCAAGAUUUUAUCUUAGAAGCUACACAGGAUGAUUAUGUACUUGAAGUGAGGCAUUUUCAAUGUCCCAAAUGGCCAAAUCCAGAUAGCCCCAUAAGUAAAACUUUUGAACUUAUAAGUAUUAUCAAAGAAGAAGCUGCCACCAGGGAUGGGCCCAUGAUUGUUCAUGAUGAGCAUGGAGGAGUGACAGCAGGAACUUUCUGUGCUCUGACAACCCUUAUGCACCAACUAGAAAAAGAAAAUUCCAUGGAUGUUUAUCAGGUAGCCAAGAUGAUCAAUUUGAUGAGGCCAGGAGUCUUUGCUGACAUUGAGCAGUAUCAGUUUCUCUACAAAGCCAUCCUCAGCCUUGUGAGCACGAGGCAGGAAGAGAACCCCUCCACCUCUCUGGACAGCAAUGGUGCAGCUUUGCCUGAUGGAAAUAUAGCUGAGAGCUUGGAGUCUUUAGUUUAACAUGGAAAGGGGUGAGGGGAGUCCACAUCUGAGUGUUGUUUUCCUCUUUCUAAUAUUAGACAGGAAAAUCAGUUCCUCUGUUAUCUGUUUACCUCCCAUCACCUGACAGUAACUUUCAUGACAUAGGAUUCUGCUGCCAAAUUUACAUCAUUAACAAUGUGUGCCUUUUUGCAAAACUUCUUAUAAUUCACUUAUUGUGUUGAAACUAAAAUGAUUGAAAUUUACAGUAUUUCUAAGAAUGAAAUUGUGGUAUCUUUUUUUCAUAUUGAUUUUAACAGAAAAUUUCAAUUUCUAGACAUUAGUAAUUCCCAACUACAGAAAACAUGUUUGUUUUUAGUGUCAAAUUUUUAGCUGCGUUUGUAGCAAUCAUCAGGUUUGCUAGAAAGGUAACUUUUAAUAUAGUAUCCUGUAAAUAAAAUACUGUGUUCCCUCUGAUAUUCAAAUUUUACAACUGCAGUAUUCAUCUAAAGUAGAAAUAAUCUGAUACUUACUGUAAAUACUGCUCUAGCAUCUCCAUGGACCAAAUUUAUAUUUAUAAUUGUAGAUUUUUAUAUUUUACUACUGAGUCAGUUUUCUAGUUCUGUGUAAUUGUUUAGUUUAAUGAUGCAGUUUGUUAUCUGGUCUUACUCUGCAAGUCUUCUGAUAUUGUUUUGUGUUAGUCAUUAACUCUGUUUCAGCAUGUAAUUAAUUUUAACUUUUAUGGAAAAUAAAAAUACAUUUGUUUUGAAAGAAGAUGAUGUUUUUUUAUGAGAAUAACACCUUACCCAACAUUGUUUAAAUGGUUUCUAUCCAAGGCAUUUCAAAAAUAAACAUUGCCAUCAAUUUUUGUUGCUUGUGGACCGCUGAGACAUGAAUAGUACAAAAUUGUGGAUAGGAGUUCCUAUUGUGGCUCAGUGAUAACGAACAC